CCACAAUGCACUUCCGAACACCCACAGUAGUUCUUUAGUUGACGGUAAAGGGUUUCUGUGGAAAGCAUCAUGGCCCAAGGAAAGCAGAAAUUUAAAGCACAGCGACCGGGAGGAGUCAAAAACAACAAACAGAAUAAGCAGAAGGGACCCAAGAAAGGAGGGAGAAUCAUUGCCCCCAAAAAAGCCCAAGUGGUACAACAGCAGAAGCUUAAAAAGGGCCUGGAAGUGGCAAUCAGGAACAAGAUCGAGCAGGAGGUGACGCAAAGAGCGAGCUCCUCCCUACACAAGAAGCUGAGCAUCCUUAAAGGCAGCGAGAGACAGAGCUCGGGCCCCCCACGUCCUGCAGCCGCCUCCUCAAAAUAGGAGUUCACCCGCAAUGUCCCACUGCAGCCCACUAAUCAGAAAGGACUGGACACCGAUGGGUGUACUACCUACUUAGGCCACUAUGGGGCAGCAAAAUAUGUAUUGUUAUGCAGAACUGACCAAGUUAAACCAGGGAAAAAUAUUUUCCCCUCUUGUUUCAACAAGAUAACAGGUCUGAUAUUUGUAGUUGAAGAUUGUAAAAUGGCAAAGGCUGUUCUACGAUUCAUGAAUACUGUUGUAUUGCAACACAAGAUUUCUGUCUCUGAAAAAACCUAUUGUGAAAAAAAGUCUGAUUCAGUAAGUGCAUUAUCUCAAAAAUGAUUUCUUAACCACUAAUAAAAUCACCCAUGGAUUCUGGAUAUAAGUGAAUUUUAAUAGAUGCGAAGUAAAUUCAGAACAGUUAAAACAAAUUCAUAAUGCACAAUCCACAGAAUAGAUUUUAAUCACCGAACUGUCACCUGUGUGUGGAUAUUAGCUAUUUCAGUUUAUAAGACACAUUUGAAAUUCAUUACAAUUUCUGUAAGUGUCUUUGUGUAACUGGAGUUAUGUGCUUACACCAAGUAUUUUCUUGGCAAUAAAAAAUGUAAUUCAUCAGAAACAGAGAUUUUAAAAAUACUUUUAUAAAAUUAGCCAACAGUUUUUAUACAGUAAAAGUAUAAUUAUUAGUAGUUUAUUUGAAAAUCAUUUUAUUCAUUAACUUGGUUUGCUCAGUCUCACAAAUUUUGCAAUAUAUUUGAAUGGUUAUAUGUGGUGUUUCUAAUGGUUGCAGUGAUGCAAGCUAUGAAGCUAUGGAAAUCUACUCAUUCCCAUAAUAUAUGACUUUUAAAACGUCAUUUUUGCAUAAUUAUGAACAGUACACUUUUUUUCUUAAAUGUUAUUCAAAAAUAAAAGUUCAUUGUGAUGUA
Messenger RNA from Anguilla rostrata (American eel), 1268 nucleotides. RefSeq names its product chromosome 2 C19orf53 homolog (gene c2h19orf53). NCBI's taxonomy places the organism in Eukaryota, Metazoa, Chordata, Actinopteri, Anguilliformes, Anguillidae. The coding region runs from base 70 to 363 and encodes 97 amino acids. The record is from RefSeq and is a predicted model, not a curated record. The transcript has 3 exons.